AUGAGUUUAAAAAGUCUAAAGAUUAAAGAAAUAGAUUAAUAAUAUCAGAUUAGCAAGUAAUCUAUUAGACUAUCAGAUAAUGAGUAUUAAAGUUCAAAUGGAUUUCGAUAUGGUUUAUGGUCUAGAUAUAAUCCUUUGACUUAAAUUACUUAAUUGGGUAUUAUUAAUUAAUUUGAAAGCAAUUGCUUACUUUUACAUAGUGCAGUUGAAGAAAAGACUUAUUCACUUAACUUUUUAUAUUCUGAUUGUUUAGAUUACGCAAAUAAAAAAAUUAAAAAAAAAAUUGCUUUUAUAGAUAAUAAUAAUGAAGAACAUAUUUUUGAAGAGAAAGUAGAUAUUUUUGAAUAUGAGAAUGUUUGGUAUUUUUUUUGUAUUUUUUAAUUGCCACAAUAACAAAAAUUAGAACUAAUUAUUAUUGGUAAUAAAAUAACCAUACUCCAUUAAUAUUUAGAAAUAAAACGGCCUUUUUAAGAUACUAACCUCUUAAUGACUUUUGGGGAUAGUAUGAUUGUAGGUCUAUCAAAAGUUCCAUCUAUUUAAUCUGGAACUAAAUUUACUUAUUUUCCAGGCUAAUUGAUUCUUUAUGAAUAUACAGUUAUAGAGAAUUUAGAUGACAUAAAUUAUGAUUAAUUAGCUAACGAAACCUUAUAACCAUUUUUAAGUUGUAAAUGUAAACCUAACUUAAUUUAUACUUUAAAUGAUUUAGAUAUCAAUUAUUUAUAAAAUUAGAUUUUUGUAUCAGAAAAUAUCAAUUGUAAUUCAUUUACUUUAUCUGGAUGGCUGAAAAUUACAGAUAUAAUUUAGAAAUAGGAUGAAUUUAUGUAUCAAUUAUUGAUUCUAACGUCUAAUUUCUAAAACUCUUUAGCAGAUAUAAAUUUAUCUCCAUUAUCUUUAUCUUAUAGGAUUUCAUCAAUUAAAAAUUAAAUAAUUGUUUCAACUUACAGUUAUACAUUUCCAAUAGUAACAAUAGAUUUUUCUGAUAAUCCAUUUCUAAUUAAAAAAGAAUUGGAAAUUGAUAAUCCAAUAACUCUUUGGCAUAAUAUUUAUGUUAAAUUAUAAGAAGAUUAUUUAACGAUAGAAAUAAAAUUCUAUGAUGAGAAUUAAAUUUAUAUUUAUAAAUCAGAAAUUAAAGUAAUCUAAUUUAAAAGAACAUAAUUUAAAUUAUAAUAUGGUAAUAAUUUAUAAUUGGCAUCCAAUUAUUUAAAUGUAUAACUAAGAAAUAUAAAAUUUUAUAAUUGUGAAAUUUAAAUAAUUUAAUAAAAUUGUCAUUAUAGUUGUAAAGAUUGUGAUGGUCCUACUAAAAAUAAUUGUUUAUCUUGUGAUAAAACAUCUUCUAGAAUUUAUUUACCAUAAUUCAAAGCUUGUGUAUGUCCAAUAAAUACAAUAGAUAAAGAAUAUUGUUUAUCCUAUUCAGAUUAUAAUCUAGAAUUAGUUAUUGAUAUAAAUAUGAAACAAAAGUGUAAAUAUGGAUAUUUUGAAUAUCUUGAUAAUUGUUUUUAAUGGUAAUUUCUCAAUAUGAAUUAGCCCUUCCAUUAUUACAGAAAACUUAGUAACUUGUUUAGAAUGUGUAUAAAAUCCUAAAAAAUGGAUAUAAGAUCCAUAAUGUGAUAAGACUUUAUUUUUAGAUAAGAAUGGAGAUGUAUAAAGAAUUUAUUCAGAUUAAAUACCUAAAUAUUUCCAAUUUGAUGGAAUGGAUCUGAUUUAUUGUAAAGACUGUAACUAAAAUUAUUCCUUUAUUCUCAAUGAUUAUAUGUAAGAUAUAUCUAAAAUUAAAAUUAUAUCUUAUAAGUAUUUCUGUUAUAGUGUUAUACCAAAUUGUGAACAAUGUAUAUAUACUAUAUAUGGAAAUAUUUGUUAUUAAUGCUAUUAUGAAUAUGUACUGAUUAAUGGUGCUUGUACUUAAUUGAAAAACACAGAAGUAAAAUACUGUAUCGCUCCAUAUUAUUUAACAUUAAAUAAAUAAUGUAAAUUAUGUUCUAUUAGUUUUUGCAAAUAUUGUUUUGAAUUCUUGUUGAAUGAUUAAAAUAUAUGUACAUUAUAUGGUGAAUUUUAAUAUGAAGAUUAAGAUGAAGAAAGAAUUGUUGGAUGUGCUUUAUGUGAAGAAAAUUAUAUUUAUGAUUUUGAUAUUGGUAAAUGUUUAUUUUAGAAACCCAAUAUAUAAAAUUGUUUAAGAUCUUAUAUUAAAGAUAAUCAAGAAAUAUGCACUUUAUCAUUAAUAGAUGAUUUUAAUAUUGCUUCUGAAAUAGUAGAAUGUUAAAAAUAUUAACCUAAUUGUUUAUAAUGUAUUUUAUCUCCUGAAUCUUAAAUAAAAUGUGUUAUUUGUGAUUUAGGAUACACAGCUUCAAUUAAAAAUGGAGGUUGUUAUUAAACAGAUUAUUUUUCAACAGCAUCAGCAAAAAUAGUAACAGAAGGUUCUUUUUUACUAAAGAAUGGUUGGACUUAAUUAAUUCAAAGUUUUAUGAUGAAAUUUUAGCCUAUUUAAUAUUUUUCUAAUAGAUUUCCUAUUUUAGAUAUUCAAGAAUAAAUAGUUGAAUGUAUUGAUGGUUUUUAACUUGUUGAAUUUGUAUGUAGAAAAUUUUGUGAUUCUAAUUGUUAAAAAUGUGAUUAUAAUUAUUAAGAUGGUUUUAUUUGUGAUAAGUGUCCCUUGAAUUAUUAUUUCUAACCUAAUAGAUAUUAAUUUGAAGGCUCUUGUUCUUAAUGCCCUAAUUUAUGUUAAGCAUGUUAAAUACGAUCAGAAUAAGAAAUAUAUGUAAUUAUAUAUUUUAUUUUAGACUUAAAAACCUAAUUUCUCAAUUGAUAAUUAUGAUAAUCAUUAAUUUACUAAAAAAUGUUUCAAAUAAGUUUCUGAUCCUAAUAUAUAAUUAGAUCCUUAUGAUUAAAUUGCAAGAUAUUGUUUUGAUGAAUUUUGUUCUUCGACUUUCUUACAUAAAAUUCAAUAUGAUUAUUGUGAAUUGAUCGAUUCACAUUGGGAAAAAGAAAUUUAAAUUUAAUAUUUGAAUUAUAUUGGAGUUCAUACUAUAAUUAUUUAAUUUAACUUUACUAGUUCAUUACCCUGUUAUUUUGUCAACCAAUUGUUAAAAACAACAUUAAAAACUAAAAUAUUUUCACUUAAAAAAGUUUAAUUCAUUAUUACUUCAGAAAUUAACUUAAUUUAUUAAACCAAUGCACCAAUAAUUAUUUAAAAUAUUGAUAAUUUAGUUAUUGCUAAUCUUAUUUAAAAAAGAAUGGAAAAUGAUGACUUUUUAAUUCUAAACUAUAAUAACUCAAUAGAUUUAAAAUUAGUUAAUUUUACAAUAAUUGAUAGUAUUAUUCAUAAUACUGAAUCUUGCUUUUAAACUUCAUCUUUUGGUGAUAUUUAACUUAAUAAUUUAACAAUCCUUAACACAAGGAUUGAAAAUUCAUCUUUGUUAAGUUUAGAAAUGUCAAAAAUUAAUGGAAUUAUUAAAAUUCAUGUAUUACAAAUAACAAAUUCUAUUUUAAUUAAUUCUAAUUUAUUUUAGUUUACAAAUAAUUAAAUCUUCUUAUAAGUUGAAUAUAUUUAAAUUGAAAAUUGUAUAUUUUAAAAUUCUACAAUUUUAUUUGCUGAACCUAAUUUUGAUUAAUUAAAUCAAAUAACAUUUAAGAAUAUAACCAUAAAAUAAUGUUAAUUUUAAAAUUCCAACUUUAUUAGUUGUUUUGGAUAGACAAUUCUAUCAAUAAUAAAUAUCAAUUUAUUUACAAAUGAUAUAUAAAUGUCAAGCUUAAUCAAUGCAAAUUAUAAUCUAUCCAUAGAUUAUUUUUAUGCAUCUGAUAAUAAUCUAAAAGAGUCAUAAUUAAUUACAAUUCUUGAGAAAAAUUAUAACUCACUUAUUUCUAUAAGAAUUAAUAAUUUUAAUAUAUAAUAGUUUUAAAUGUAAAACUCAAAUUUUUUAAAAAUGUAAUCAAGCUAAGAAUCAAGUAAUGUAAUUUUUAAAAUGACAAAAUUCUAUUUAAAAGAAAUAAUAAGUCCUUCUAAUUAUGGAUUCACUCCAUUUUUAUUUAUUAUUAAAUGCUACUAACUCAUAUCAAAAGAUAUUUAAUUUUUUAAUUUGAAUAAUAUUUUCAUUUUUUAUAUAUAUGAUAGUAAUCAAAUUGUAAUUUAGAAUAUAAUCUAUGAAUAAUAAUAUUAAAAGUAAAAAAUACAAUUAGAUUAAAUUUGCAAAAUGAAUAUCCUAGAAAAAAAUUAACUACUAAAAAUAAUGAACUUUAAUUCCUUUAAAAUUUAAAACUUAUUGGUUUUAAAUUAAUUUACUGUUGAUGAAUCUAUAUUGCAUUUAUCUCCAAAAUAAAUCGAAUUAACCUCAGUAAAUAGUACUAUACAAAUUAUGGAUAUUAUAUUUAAAGGAAACUUAUUAUUACAUUAAUAAUCAGAAAAAUCUUUUUCCCUUUUAGCAAUAGAUUCAGAAAGAAAUAUAGAAAUCUAAAUAAAUAAUAUUUAAUUUUUUGAAAAUAUUUUUCAUUCAUAAAUAGAUGAUACAUUUGUAUCUUAUGCAUCAUUAAUUUUUAUUAAUUCUUAAAGUAGCAUAGUGGAAAUAUUAAAUUUAUUAUCUUAACAUAAUGCAUUUACAAAUUCAUCUAAUUCUUUUAUCUACAUAAAUUCAUUAAAUGUAACAUUUCGUAAUUAUAAUGUUUAAAAUCAUAAUGAUUUAACCAUAAAUUUAUUAUAGAAAUAUUAUAAUUUAGAGUUGAAUGAAUAAUUAGAGAGCAGUAGAUUAAAAUAAUUAAUUUUUGAAAUAUUUAAUAUAAAAAAUAUUGGUGGAGCUGCUAAAAUAAAAACAUCUACAUUUAUAUGUUAAUAUUGUAAUUUUGAAAAUAUUCUUGCAUUUAAAAGUGGGAUUUUUGAAAUCAUUACAGAAAAUAAAGGAAUAAUAAAAUUAAUUGAAAUUACAGCAAAUAAUAUAUCAACAGAUUUAUAUUAAGUAUCAAAUACAACAGGUUCCAUAAGUAUCAAUUCAUAAAAUAGUAUUCUAAAUCUAGAAAUUUCUGAUUCAAGUUUUAAAAAUAUUUUUAAUAGAAUGUCUUCAUCAAUACUUACAAUUUAACCUUCUAAUAUCUAAAAUAUAAUUGUUUUAUUUAAUAUUUAAAUUGAAAGUUGUAUAUCAUUGAUGAAUUAAAUUCUUUAUGUUUAAUUUUCUAAAAAAAUUGUUGAAAAAAAUAAAUUAUUAUUUAAGAACAUUAAAAUAUCAUAAAAUGAGGAAUAAUGGAAAUAUUUUUUUUUUUAAAUAGGAGUUUUGAGUAAAAAUGAAUAAUUAAGUAUUUCAAGUAGUGAAAACUCUGAGAUAUAUUUAGAGAAUUGUUAAGUUUCAGUAAAAAAUGUAAUUUUCUAGGGAUUUUAUAUAUCACCAAUCAUGAUAUUUAUUAAUUCACCAUAAUUAAUAUUAAAGAAUCUGUAAUUGAGAUAAAUUUAAGUAUUUUACACUUUUACUUUAAUAAAAAUAAUUUAAAACAUGAAUUUACCAUCAUAAGUAAAUAUCUAAAAAUUGAGAAUUGAUAGUUCUUAAAUAUAUUCAGCAGAGGAUAAUAAAAUUGAAUAUAACAAUUAAAUAUAUUUUAGAAUAGGAUGUAAUUAAUUUUCAACUAAAUUGUCUAUAGAUAGAUCAAGUUAUUAUUUAAGAGAUGUUUUUAAAUCUAUAUAAUAAGAUUUGUCAGAUUUAACAUCAUUGAUAUCUAUAUAAAGUUCUUCAGAUGUACAUUAGUUUACUUUUAAUUAAUUACAUUUAAUUUAAAACAAUUGCACUUUUUGUAACGAUGGAUUAUUUUCUUUAAAUUUCUUUUCAUUUAAAUAUGUUAAAAUUGUAGAUUUUAUUUGUAAUUAUAACUUUGUUUAAUAGUAUGGAUGUAUAAAGUUUAUUACUCAAAAUAAUAUAUCUUAAAUAGUUUAAAUGAAGAAUUUGAUUAUUAUUAAAAAUGAAGGUAGUUAAGGAAUAGCAUUAUCUUCUUUUAAAGUGCCUAUUAUUAUAAAAUAAUGUCAAAUUCUAUUUAAUAAUGCUAGUAAUUUAGGUGGAGGUUUAUAUUUGGAACUAAAUAGUAGUUAAUUUAUUAUUGAAAAAUGUAAUAUAAUAUUAAAUAAAGCAAGAGAGGGUGGAGGUAUUUAUUUUAAUGAAGAUAGUAAUAUAAAUGUUUAAAAUUUUAAACAAAAUUAUUUAAUAUUUAAUCAAGCUUCUUUAUAUGGAAAUAAUCUUGUAGAAAAUCCAACUCAUUUAACUUUAUUUAUAAAUUCAUUAGAAAUGCCAUCAAUAAUUAAAAAUACUGAAUAAUUAUCAAUUCAUAAAUUAAAUUUAUAACCUUAUAUAACUAUUGAAUAAGAAAAGAAAAUAAAAUCAAAAUAUUUAAUGAUUCCAAGUAAUUAGAUUAUAUCUGAAUUUAGUAUUUGUUUACCUAAAACUUCAUAAACUUUAAUUUAAAUCAAUAAAUUAGCUUUAAUGUUUAAGAAUAGCCUAAAUGAAUAACUCUUUUAUCUUGGAAAUUCUUUUUGUCUUGUUAAAAAUAAAAUUGUGAAAUUCGAUCGUACAGAAAUAAAUGGAUAUUUGAAAAAGAAUUCAUUAUUAUUUGAUAUUAAUUAAAAUAAUUUUGAUUUAACUUAACUUACUUUUUAAUUUGAUCCUUAUAACUAAGAUUAUCAUUAUUUAGAUAUUUAAUUAAAUUGUCAAACAGAAAUAUAAUAAAAUUUUAUAGAAUAUAACAUCUAAGCAUAAAGUUACAAAUGUUAAUUAGGAGAAUUUUAUGUUGACUUUGGUUGUUAAAAAUGCCUUCCAAUUUAAGGUUUUUAUUCUGUAACUUAUGAUACAAUUAAAUGUUCAAUAUUUGAUAAAGAGAAAUUCUUAGAGAUUUAAUAAAAUGCUAUAAAUUUAAAAAAAGGAUAUUGGAGGCCAAAUUAUCUAUCUGAUUAUUCUACAUUAUGUUUUAAAAAUACAGAAAAUUGUAAUGGAAGUUGGAAAGUAGGAGAUAAAAGUUGUAAUGAAGGACAUAUUGGUGCAUUAUGUGAAGAAUGUGAUAUUUAUAAUAUUAUGGGAUUUGGAAGAUAUUUUAAAAGUUAAUCUAAUUCUGAUUGUUUUAUAUGUGAUGGAGUUUUAGAUAGUAUUAUUCCUUUUAUCUUAAAUACAAUAUGGUAAAUUCAUCAUUUAUUUUAGGGCUAUCUUAUCAAUUAUUAUAACUCUAAAAAGUAUUGAAAGAUCUAAUGAACUAUUUUUAUUAUUCAAAAUAAAAGAAAGAUUUAGUAAAAUAUUAUUUAAAUUAAAUUAAGGUAUUUAAAAUUACUAUUCUAGAUCUUUAAAGUAUCUUAAUGAAAAUGUUUUUAACUUAUUUGUGGAUAUUUUCAGUAAUAUUCACAUUUAAUACAAGUUUUUCAUUUUAAUUAAACUUUAUAAAUUAAGCUAGUAAUACUUCAUAUUCUAUGGCAAACAAUUUAGAUUGUUAUUUAUCUGAAAUAUAAAAUAUUGAAUUAAUCUAUUUCAAAGUUAUUAUAAUCAUAAUUUUAAUAUUAUGGUAAUUUACUUUAAUUUUUAUUGGAUAUAUACUAUUUUCAAUUACUACAAAAUCAAAAUUUAAACUUAGUAUUAUUACAAAUACUUUACUUUGUCUUUAUAUUUUUAAUUUUGCAGGAAUUAUUAAAAUGUACACUAUUUAAAUUAUUAAUUAUUUAGUUUAUGUUCUUUAGUAUCUAUAAGAGAAAUAUCAAAAUUUUAAUAUAUUUAAGGAGAUUUAACUAGAUUAUUUUAUUCUUAAAUUCAUCUAUUAUGGAUAUUUUAUUUAGUGCUUCCAGGAUUAAUAAUUUUUGGAUGUGCAAUCCCAUUCUCAUUAUUUAUGUUAAUGUACAUUAAACGUAAAUCUCUAAACUAAUCUAAAUUAAGACCUCACAUCUGUUAUCUUUUUAAUGAAUAUGAAUAGAACUGUUACUUUUGGGAAUAAAUUAAAUUAAGUAAAAAAGCUAUUAUAAUUCUAUUUUUAACUUAUUUUGAAACUAGUAUUACUUUAAAAGCAUCUUUAAUUGGAAUGACUUUGUUAUUAUACUAAUAAUUAGCAUUUAAAAAUAGACCUUAUAUACAUACUAAUCUUAAUAAAUUAGAUUUAUAAACUGGAUAAAUUUGUUCUGUCGCAAUUUUCCUAGCUGCCAUUUAAUAUGAAAAUGAAACAUACAAUUACAAUUUCUCUUCAAUUUUACUUUAAAUUUUAAUAAUUUUCUUAUUCAUUAUGCUUUCGUAUAUAUUUAUUUUUAGUAUUGCAACCAUUUAUUUUAAGAAACAUAAAUUUAUUUUAAUUAAAUACUUACAUUUAAUUCUUAAAGUUAUGAAAAUGAAGAAAAGCUCAUAAAAAUUUUAUGAUCUUUUGAACUAAAAAUUAAAAUAAAAUCAAAAAUUAAAAGAAAAUAUAGCUAAAUUAAAAAAAUAUCUUAUGUUGGUUUCAAAAUCAUAAAUAAAACAUAGAUCGUAUUUAAUAUUAUAUUCUUAGCAUUAUUCUCUCUUCAAUUAUUUCCGUACCAACUCACAAUUCAAGACUUUUGAGUGCAGAACUUACAGAAUAGCAUUAUAUGAUAACCAAAAGAAUGAAUGAAUUUUGA
Messenger RNA from Paramecium sonneborni, 8575 nucleotides. The record is from the annotation of a GenBank genome assembly. Lineage: Eukaryota; Ciliophora; Oligohymenophorea; Peniculida; Parameciidae.